Molecule: messenger RNA, 2035 nt
Organism: Paralichthys olivaceus (Japanese flounder)
Lineage: Eukaryota; Metazoa; Chordata; Actinopteri; Pleuronectiformes; Paralichthyidae
Gene: rnf5
Product: ring finger protein 5
Biological process (GO): ubiquitin-dependent protein catabolic process
Cellular component (GO): endoplasmic reticulum
Molecular function (GO): ubiquitin-like protein conjugating enzyme binding; metal ion binding; ubiquitin protein ligase activity
Source: RefSeq, a predicted model, not a curated record
CCGCUUGUUUUCCCGGAAGCGGAAGUCUUGUUUCGGGGUAGAUCUGCAGCAGCAGCGCCUCCGGUCGCUCCGGUGACACUUGUCGUUGCGUCGGAUCAACCGUCAGCUUCUCGUCGGCUCGGGCCCGAGUGUGUUGGGUCAGGUCGGUGCUUUACCUUCCGUGGUUUGCUUGCACUCGCAGCAUUAUGGCGGCCGCGGAUCCCCGGUCCUCGAGUGACGGCGGGCCGGCCAGCAGAGGAGGAUUCCCGGGCGGGGAGAGCCGCGACGGCGACGGCGGCGGUGGAGGUGGAGGAGGUGGUAGCAGCAGCGGCGGCGGCGGCGGCAGCGGGGAGGGAGAACGGGACCGGGCCACCUUCGAGUGCAACAUAUGCUUGGACGCUGCCCGGGACGCGGUCAUCAGUAUGUGCGGCCACUUGUUCUGCUGGCCCUGUCUUCAUCAAUGGUUGGAGACGAGGCCCAACAGGCAGCAGUGUCCUGUAUGUAAAGCUGGUAUCAGCAGAGAGAAAGUAAUCCCACUGUACGGCAGAGGGAGCUCCAGCCAGGAGGACCCCAGGUUGAAAACUCCACCUCGGCCUCAGGGACAGAGAACAGAGCCAGAGAGCAGAGGCGGGAUGUUCCAGGGGUUCGGGGACACUGGCUUUCACAUGUCUUUUGGCAUUGGUGCUUUCCCCUUUGGCUUCUUCACCACAGUCUUCAACACCAACGACCCCUUUCACAGAGCAGAUCAGUACACAGGUGAUCACCAAGGCAACGGUAACCUCAACAACGGCAAUAACAACUGGCAAGACUCCCUUUUUCUGUUCGUGGCCAUCUUCUUCUUCUUCUGGCUGCUGAGCGUGUGAUGGAGGGCAGGAUGGAUGGAAGGAUGGAUAGACAGAAGAGUGGAUCAACGGGAGGGAGGAGUGCAAGGAAUACAAACACACACUUAGCUUGAACCACAGACAGACACAUACACACACACACACACACACACACGUGUUACAUUUUCUAGCAGGUGUUGAACUUGUGUUUGAUCCCCAAAUGAGAUGACAACUACAGGAAAUUUGGUUUUCUCCUCCACCUGGAAAAGGUGAAUUUGUUUAAGGAACCUCGGCCCCGACCACCUGCUUCUUAUAUCGUUUAUGCAAGAAACACUCGAUGAGUUCGUGUUGCACGAAACCCAAAAUCAGUCAUGUUAGCCCUCUCUCUCUCUCCACACACACCCGUAGAUAUAUGCACACAGAACAGUACAGUUGGACACUAAGGGACAGUAUUAUGUGACCAGAGUGAGUUACAGAAACCUUUUCUUUGUGUGUGUGUUAAACUCACACGGGGGGGGGGGAAGUCCAGUCAGUGAUUCAUAGUUUUUUUGCUUCCCUCCCUAAAGAGUCAGUUUGUUCCUUUAACACGGAGAGGGAGGCAUGUUUUGGAAAGUUUCAGUCAAAACGGGAACACGGGGGAGGGGUAUGAGAUUGCAUCGUAGUUGCCAUAGCAACUGUUUCUCACUCCGUAAAAGGCCAAAGAGUCACGCAUCAGUCACACACACGAUGUCAGAGGGUGAAAAAUAUAAUUGGAUCAUUACGUGAACAAGUUGUAGCAUUUGCGACUUGCUCUUUAACACACUGACAUGAAAUAGCACAGAUGGAUGGAUGCAUUUUUAUAUACUUAUGUCUUAACAAAAAAAAAAAACUGCCAUUGCACUGUGAAGUCAUUCGUAGGUAGAGCCGUCUCAAAGGUUGGAGGAAAAAGUCGGCACACAGCUGACGAGCAACAGUUCCGUUAACUGAGCCCCAGUGUGAUUCUAAAAUGUAAAACACUUCUGUCACACUUCUUUUUUCUGGCUGUAUGUGUCCGAGUGAGCGUGUGUACAUUAUAUAUUUGUAUAUAUGAAUAUUGUAAAUGCUGUUUUUACGUGUUUGACUGGACGACCAGCCAUGGAGGGCGACGAGAUGUGCGAGUAGGUCUCAACAUGCUUUUGUAAAGCGAGAAAUCAUCCGGAUCCUGGUUUCCAUAACUCCUGUGUUUUAUUGGAAAAUAAAAUAAAAAGUUAAAAACC